Colletotrichum orchidophilum is the source of this 1779-nucleotide messenger RNA. Its product is annotated as cycloheximide resistance protein. Gene Ontology annotation, molecular function: transmembrane transporter activity. Lineage: Eukaryota; Fungi; Ascomycota; Sordariomycetes; Glomerellales; Glomerellaceae. Gene Ontology annotation, biological process: transmembrane transport. The record is from RefSeq and is a predicted model, not a curated record. The transcript is spliced from 3 exons. Bases 1 to 1779 code for a protein of 592 amino acids.
AUGACCCCAGAAACAAAAGAACCGCGUCGGUCUGCGGAAGAGCAGACGGCAAUGCACAGAAAAACUGAGGAAGACGAAGAAACAAAGGGCCUCUACCAGCUUGAACGCGAACCCACGAGGGAAGAAAAGACGGCCGAGGCCCUUGCAGAAGGUCACGAUGCCGACAUACCUUCCAGCAUGGGCUACGUCCUCGACGAACGCGGCGAGGAGAAGAAGAGGCGCUCCCUGGCGCUGGCGCGGACAAGAUCGCGAUCCCUAGCCCGGAAGUCUACGACUCGCGAUGGGGACAACGACGUGGAAAGGGGAGUGGACCCAACAGAGAAAGACGGCGACGGCGGCGAGAGCUCGGAAGACGAGAACAUUGUCUGGUGGGAUGGUCCGGACGACCCGGCGAAUCCGUACAACUGGCCGAGUUGGCUCAAGGUCCUCAACUGUACCCUGAUCAGUGCCAUGACUUUUGUCACACCACUGGCGUCCUCCAUCUUUGCCCCCGGUGUGCCGGAUCUCAUGCGAGAGUUCCAUAACAACAGCCCCUAUCUGGCUGCAUUCGUCGUCUCCGUCUACGUGUUGGGUUUCGCUGCCGGACCCCUCCUCUGCGCCCCCCUCAGCGAAAUCUACGGCCGGACAAUCGUCUACCACGUCUGCAACCUCUUCUUCAUCUGCUUCAACGUCGGCGCCGCCCUCGCACCCACCCUUAAUGCCCUCAUCGUCUUCCGCCUCUUCGCCGGCAUCUUCGGCUCGGCGCCCAUCACCAACGGUGCCGGUUCCAUCUCCGACAUGAUCCGGCAGGAGAAGCGCGGGGCCGCGAUGGCGGCGUUCAGUAUCGGGCCCCUAUUAGGCCCCAUCAUCGGGCCCGUCGCUGGGGGGUUCCUCGCCGACGCGGCCGGUUGGAGAUGGGUCUUUUGGCUCAUCGUCAUCGUUAGUGGGGUUCUUAGUAUUGUCAUGGUCACCUUUCUCCGGGAGACGUAUGCGCCCAUCAUCCUCGACAGGAAGGUCAGGCGCCUUCGUAAAGAAACUGGGAACACUCUGCUACGGUCUAAACUCGAUAUCGGGCUCUCCUCAACCGACUACUUCAAGCGGGGCAUCAUCCGUCCUCUCAAAAUGAUUGCCUUUUCCCCAAUCACCCAGAUCUUUGGGCUCUAUAUUGCCGUAGUCUACGGCUACCUGUAUCUCAUGUUCACGUCCAUCACGUCAGUAUUCAUGACGCAGUAUGGAUUCACAGCCGGCACAGCAGGCCUAGCCUUUAUGGGUCUCGGCGUCGGCUCCAUGAUCGGCGUGGUCUUCUUCAGCCUGUCAUCGGAUAAAUACGUGAAAAAGAAAGCCGAGGAAGCAGACGCCGUAGCCGACGCCACUGGCACGGUCCGCGAAGGUAUGAAGCCAGAGUACCGCCUCGUCGCCCUCCCAGCGGGUGCCGUCUUCCUCCCUGCCGGCCUAUUCAUCUACGGCUGGACGGCCGAGUACCACAUACACUGGUUCGUGCCCAUCUUGGGCACAGGCAUCGUUGGCAUAGGCAACCUCAUUAUCUUCAUGGCGUUGCAGAUGUACCUCGUGGACGCCUUCACCAUUUACGCCGCCUCGGCCCUUGCCGCCAACGCCGUCGUGAGAUCCGUAGCUGGCGCCACCCUACCUCUUGCGGGUCUGAAAAUGAAUCAAAACUUGGGUGUUGGCUGGGCGAGUAGCAUUCUUGGUUUCAUUGCUGCCGGAAUGUUGCCUGUGCCGUUGCUGAUUAUGAAGUACGGCGAGUACUUGCGGAAGCGUUUCGAACUGAAAGACCUGUAG